UCCUCGGUCCUAGCCCUGUGCCUGUUUUUAUCCCUGGUUUUAUCGCUUUAUCGCUAUUUUUACCCCCAUAUCCCUAUUUUUUAUCCCUAUAUUCCUAUUUUUAUCCCUAUUUCCCUAUUUUUACCCCUAUACCCCUACUUUUAUCCCUAGCUUUUAUCCCGGUACCCCUACUUUUAUCCCUGUACCCCUUUUAUCCCUGUACCCCUACUUUUAAACCUAUACCCCUAUUUUUAUCCCUAUCUCUUAUCCCUGCACCCUUACUUUUAUCCCUGCACCCCUGUUUUUAUCCCUAUAUUCCUAUUUUUUUCCCUUUUACCCCUAUAACCCUACUUUUAUCCCCGUUACCCUACUUUUAUCCCCCUAUCCCUAUUUUUAUCCCUAUAUUCCUAUUUUUUAUCCCUUUUAUCCCUAACCCCCUACUUUUAUCCCUAUACCCCAAUUCUUAUCGCUAUACCCCUACCUUUUUUUCCCCUGUAUUCCUACUUUUUACCCCUACUUUCACCCCUAUACCCCUAAUCUAACCCCUAUAUCCACUUCUCCCACCCCUCUCCCACCCCCACACACCCCCAUGCCCCCCCCCCACCCCGCUCAGCCCCCCCUCCCCAAGCCCUAGGUGCCCCCAGUCGCCCUCCCCCAGCCCCACAGGGCGCCAUGGGGCCGGUGUGGGCGCUGAGCCUGGCCGGGGCGCUGAGCCUGGCCGGGGCGCUGAGCCUGGCCGGGGCGCUGAGCCUGGCCGGGGCGCUGGCGGGUGACAGCGGGGCGCCACGAGCGGUGACACCGGCGGCGCUGGACGCAGGGAGCACCAGCAGCACCGGGGGGGACCCCUCGGGACACGGCCGGGGUCUGGACUGCAGGGACGUGAGGAAGCACAACAGCUCCGAGUGGUGCUGCUUCGUGCGGAGCAACCCUGACUGCCAGCUGGACGGCGGCUUCCUCGACUACCUCGGCGGCAUCUUCUGCGUCUUCCCCGCGGGGCUGCUGCCGCUGGCCGUCACCCUCUACGCCCUGUGGCUCCUCUACCUCUUCGUCAUCCUCGGCGUGACGGCCGAGAAGUUCUUCUGCCCCAACCUGUCGGCCAUCUCCACCAACCUGAAGCUGUCUCACAACGUGGCAGGCGUCACCUUCCUGGCCUUCGGCAACGGGGCGCCCGACGUCUUCAGCACCGUGGUGGCCUUCUCUGACCCGCGGACGGCGGGGCUGGCCAUCGGGGCCGUCUUCGGUGCCGGCAUCUUUGUGACCACGGUGGUGGCCGGAGGCAUCGCCCUGGUCAAGCCCUUCACGGCCGCCUCCAGGCCCUUCCUCAGGGACACCAUUUUCUACAUGUUGGCCGUCUUCCUCACCUUCCUCAUCCUCUACCUGGGCCGCAUCACGCUGGGAGAGGUGCUGGGCUACCUGGGGCUCUACAUCUUCUACGUCUUCACCGUGGUGCUCUGCACCUGGAUUCACCGCAGGCAGCGCGGCAACGGGCUGGCCCCCCCCAGACCAUGGGAGCCAGAGAUGCCGACGGAUGCUGAGGAGCGGGAGUCCUCGGGCACCAACAGCGGGGACUACGGCGAGGAGUACCGGCCCCUGCUCCCAUACCGCGAGACCUCCCUGCACAUCCUCGCCGCCGCCCUCAACCCCUUGGACCACCGCAAGUGGAGGAGGAAGCCCUGGUACUGGCGGCUCUUCAAGGUCUUCAAGGUCCCCGUGGAGCUGGUGCUGCUGCUCACCGUUCCCGUGGUGGACCCCGACAAGGACGACCUGAACUGGAAGAGACCCCUCAACUGCCUGCACGUCGUCACCAGCCCCCUGCUCUGCGUCCUCACCCUCAAGUCGGGUGCCUAUGGGCUGUACCAGAUCCAGGGCAUCUUCCCAGUGUGGGGACUGGUCAUGCUGGUUGGCUCCGUCCUGGCCAUCAUCAUCUUCCUCACCACGACCAACGAGGAGCCGCCCAAGUACCACUGCGUAUUUGCCUUCCUCGGCUUCUUGGCCAGCGCCAUGUGGAUCAACGCCACGGCCACGGAGCUGGUGAACAUCCUGCGGACCAUGGGCAUCGUCUUCCAGCUGAGCAACACGGUGCUGGGCCUGACGCUGCUGGCCUGGGGCAACAGCAUCGGGGACACCUUCUCUGACCUCACCAUGGCACGGCAGGGCUACCCCCGCAUGGCAUUCUCCGCCUGCUUCGGGGGCAUCAUCUUCAACAUCCUGGUGGGCGUGGGACUGGGCUGCCUGCUGCAGAUGACAAGCAGCCAGCUGGUGGUGAAGCUGGAGUCCGACAGCCUCCUGGUCUGGAUCCUGGCCGGAGCCCUGGGACUGAGCCUGGUCUUCUCCUUCGUGGUGGUGCCUGCGCAGUGCUUCCAGCUGGGGAAGGCGUACGGCAUCUGCCUCAUCCUCUACUACCUGGCCUUCCUCUGCGUGGCCCUGCUCACCGAGUUCAGGGUGAUCCGCCUGGCCGCCGCCUGACCGGCCGCGCAGUGCCGCCGUCCCUGCCCUCGGCGUCACGCGCCCGCUCCAGCCUCGGCUUGCUUGUACGUUUUGAGAAGGAAAAAGGAGGCGUUAGGCAUUAGCCGCGUCCUCGCCCCGCUCUGGUUAACCUCGGUUAACGCUGAACAGGGACGAGGUGAAAGGCUCGGCCACCCCCGGGCACAAGGGAGCGAGGCAGCCGCAGGAGAGGUUGCUCCUGGGCACCCGCUUCCCUUCCCUGUCCCCUUCUUGGGGCUGGAGGACACACUGCAGGGGGAAACUGCAAAGUAAAGGCUUGAGUGCAACUUUGGGACUGUCGCUGCAGAGGGCGGCGGGUAUUCGUAACGUGGGGGGUGGGAAGAGCAAAAGAGGGGUUUGAGGUGAGGCAAGGCAGCAGGGCAGAGUGCAAGCGAAGCUGGAAAGCAGCCCACAGGAGGCUGGUUUCUCCUCUUUUUUUUUUUUUUUUUUAAUUUUUUUCCUUUUUUAAGCAAUGUUUUUCAAGCUGGCUUUAGGAAUGCUUCUGCUCCUGAAAGCGCAGACAGAGCUGUAGCAAAGGACGUGGUGCAGAGGUUUCCGCACACGCUGUUAGCCUCUGGCAAAACUAGGUUUAAAUGAUGUAAGAGGAAAAAAAAA
Oxyura jamaicensis (ruddy duck) is the source of this 3078-nucleotide messenger RNA. It is a transcript of the gene SLC8B1, whose product is annotated as solute carrier family 8 member B1. Gene Ontology annotation, cellular component: membrane. The transcript is spliced from 15 exons. Gene Ontology annotation, biological process: calcium export from the mitochondrion; intracellular calcium ion homeostasis. The record is from RefSeq and is a predicted model, not a curated record. Gene Ontology annotation, molecular function: calcium:sodium antiporter activity. Lineage: Eukaryota; Metazoa; Chordata; Aves; Anseriformes; Anatidae. The coding region runs from base 652 to 2445 and encodes 597 amino acids.